Molecule: messenger RNA, 1406 nt
Organism: Oreochromis aureus
Lineage: Eukaryota; Metazoa; Chordata; Actinopteri; Cichliformes; Cichlidae
Product: integumentary mucin C.1-like
Exons: 7
Coding region: 1-1158 (385 amino acids)
Source: RefSeq, a predicted model, not a curated record
AUGACAACCACCACUGCCCCCCUACCACCACCACCACAGCUUCUAAGACAACAACCACUACAACAUCACCAACCACCACCACAACUUUCCCACCAACCACCACACCAACGGCCUUUGACAACAACAACCACCAGAUUUGUUGUUUUCAGAUCCAUUCUAAGCAAUUUUACAUCAGACCUGUUGAAUUCAUCAUCUGAAGCUUUUAAAAAUCGAUCUUCAUCAAUAAAGAAACAAAUUGAACCUGCUUACAAAAACACGUUCCCUUCUUCCUUUGUCUCCUUGGCCGUUGUGAGCUUCAGGCAGGGAUCAGUCAUCAACACCAUAGCACUUCAGUUUGUAAACUCAUCUGUUCCAAAUGACACUGAGAUUAAAAGUGUUUUGAUCAGUCAAGCCUCAAACGUGACAGGCUUUGACAUCGAAAGGGCCUCCAUCACUGUCAGUGACACAUUGAUCCCAACAACUACCACAGUUACCCCAACAACAAACACAUCAACAACAUCAACGACCACAGCAACUCCAACAAUUACAACAUCUGCUGCAACAACUACUACAUCUACUCCAACAACAACCACAGCAGCUCCAACCACUACCACAACUACAAAAGCUCCAACUGCACCUGUCCAAGUUUUUCUGUUUCUACAGUUCCUUGAACCAUAUGUACCUGAUCUCACAGACCCCACCAGCAGUGUAUAUCAAGAUCGCAAAAGACGAGUUGAAGAUACGUGUAAUAGAAUCUACAAACCAAUAUUUCCUUUCUUCAUCCGUGCCAUUGUGAUUCGGUUCAGUCUUGUUAGAGUUCAAACACGAGUGGAUGGAACUGAGGCAGUGGUGGAGCUUGUAUUCAAUCAAACAGCGCCCAAUGCACAAGUCCCAAAUAAUACUACUGUUGUUCAGACUUUGAAACAGGCUAUUAACAGUUCCAGCAGCAAUUUCAGCAUCACCAUAGUUCCUGACACAAUAUCAGUAACGUCUGUUCCCGUCAAUGCCACGACUGCUGCACCAACUACUGCCAAUUCCACUACUGCUGCACCUACAGCUUCCACAACUACAAUUGCUGUAUCUACAACUACAGCUUCAAGUGGAGAAUGCCACAAGAUUAAUCCCAGCACUGUUUUCCCCCUGGUGCUCUUGCUAUGGCUACUGUCAAACCAGCAAUAGCAUCUGUGCUGGUUUCCAUGUGAAUGGCCAGCAGAACACAAACUCUUUCAUUGAAAUGAAAAAAAAAGAAAAAAAUUAGAAAUCCAAGCCAUGUGAUUGUGUUAAGGGUUGUUUGGCUUCAGAUGAACUUAUGAUCAAAUGCAACACAUUGGAAAUAGUCUGUUUGGUAUUUUUGUCAAUGUGAAACGACUCUGGCAUAAACAGAAUGACACAGACUUUAAGCACCCAGUUAGUUUAAUCAUCAACAA